Molecule: messenger RNA, 2001 nt
Organism: Mucor velutinosus
Lineage: Eukaryota; Fungi; Mucoromycota; Mucoromycetes; Mucorales; Mucoraceae
Exons: 3
Coding region: 1-2001 (666 amino acids)
Biological process (GO): regulation of transcription by RNA polymerase II
Cellular component (GO): PcG protein complex; chromatin; transcription regulator complex
Molecular function (GO): DNA-binding transcription factor activity, RNA polymerase II-specific; RNA polymerase II cis-regulatory region sequence-specific DNA binding
Source: RefSeq, a predicted model, not a curated record
AUGGCCCGUGUUCAUAUGUUCAAGUCUUCUGUUGAUAAGCAGAACAAAGAUGUAAACUUACCGCAAGAGACUCCCGCCCCACCUUCCGUUAUAGACAAUACCACCACCACAGAAGAAACUUCCUUGGACAUUACAGCUGCUGAUGCGCAAUCACCUAAACAAAACAACACAUUGUCUCAACUGCAUCGCACCGAAAGUGCGGCUCUCACUGCGGCUCUGUUACAAAAGGCCUCUUCUGAUAUGGAUGUUGCUGGUGCUGUUGCAGCUGUAUUAUCUGCCAAGCCAGACAUGCUGAAUGACUCAUCUCAACAACAGUUUUUGUCUUCAUUACAACAACAACAACACGAUAAGAGCGAACACCAAGAUGACACAAGCACUAGUUCUCAACAAAACAACGUCUCAACUGCUCCUGACAUGCAUCAUCCACCGGAGACUAUGAUUGCAAUGAGAGGUAAUGAGAAAUCAGAGACGACCACAGAGUUCAUGGAUCAAGCCGCAGCUGCCACGGCACUGCAAUUACUGGGUCUUGCACAGCAAAACAAUAUGAAUUCAGCAAACAGCAGCCCUCUCAAAUCGAAUACUACCUUAUCGCAGCCCGUGAGUCAAGCAGAUACCUUGAAGAUGGAUUACGCAUCACCUACUACAGGCCAAUACCAAGUAUCACCUGAAAGCAAUGUGAUGAUGAUUGCCAACUAUCCUACACUGGGCUCUCCUAACACCACACAACCCACUGCUACCCCCCACACUACUGCUACUACCACCACCACAGCGACAGCCGAUACACCAGCUCCUGAAGAUGUCAAUCAAAAGAGAGGUGCUUGGACACGUGAAGAGGAUGAUUUACUACUGGCUGGUAUAAAGAAAUUUGGGUACGGUAGAUGGAAGGAGAUUGCUAGCAUUAUUCCCGGUAGAAAAGGCAAACAACUGAAACAGCGAUGGGAUAAUACGUUAGCAGCGAAAUACGUAGAUCAGGAGUGGUUGCAGAGCAAGAUAAAGGAUGAAGGAGGAAUGAGCAGUAUGAAGAGCGGUGUUCCCGCCUCAGCGAUAAGUAGAACCAAUAAAUCAAAGAACAAGACUUCACCACAAGCAACCAAAGCAGUAACAAACACUGCCCCUCUUCAUACGCCAGAUAUCACAGAUUGGACGAUGAUUGCGCAAAGAAUAUCCGAAAAAUUAAGGGAUGGCGAUCAUGGUGCGUUGGAAGCAUUGAUCUCUCAAGCACUGAUCAACUCACUUCAGGCGACCAAUGCCGCCGCAUCUACAGCGACUCCUGCUGCAAGCGCCACCAAUGCAGCAAACCCUAUCAACAGCACUGUCCAAAACAUACUCAACUAUUCUGAUCCCUCCCUCCUGCUAUUUCCACAACAAUUACCGCAACAACAACAAAAAUUACAGCAAUUGCAGCAGAAACAAUCACAGCAAUCAUCAGCAAAUGCAGCAGCAACUGGCAGUGUGGAUUCGAGCAAUCAAAAUCCAUUUUAUAUACCUGCUCUUCAGCAACAGGCACAACAAAGUCAGCAGCAACAACAGCAGCAGCAGCAGCAACAAAAUCAAGAGCAACAGAGCCAGCAAGUAGUAGUGCCACCCAGUUCACAAGCAACAAAGAAACGUAGAAGAUCUGAUCCUGCUCUCGCGAAUACCCAAAGUGAUGCCAUGAACAUUUAUGCCUCUGCUCAACCCAUUACAACCACAGUGAACAACCAAACGCAAACCUAUUAUCCAUGCCUAUUUCCUGACUGCGGUAAAACAUUUGCCAGACUGUAUAACCUCAAAAGCCAUUCAAGAACACAUACAGAUGAUAGACCGUUUGUGUGCAAUGUGUGUCAUAUUGCUUUCAGCAGAAAUCAUGACCUGAAACGACAUGGCAAGAUUCAUGGUGGUGAUAAACCCUACCGUUGUUCAGGAUGCAGUAAGAGCUUUUCAAGGUUGGAUGCGUUGAAGAGACAUAAGAGUAAUCAAAGAAACAAGGCAACUUGUGUAAAUACAUCGCUUUCGCAAUAA